This is a messenger RNA of Topomyia yanbarensis, 859 nucleotides long. RefSeq lists its product as uncharacterized. Lineage: Eukaryota; Metazoa; Arthropoda; Insecta; Diptera; Culicidae. The record is from RefSeq and is a predicted model, not a curated record. Bases 183 to 770 code for a protein of 195 amino acids. The transcript has 3 exons.
GCCACGUGCGCAACAACCGCAGUCAUCUGCUACGUACCAGUUCACCAGGAACAUGAUCAUCGAUCGCAGUCAUCGUUCGUAGUUUGAACAGAUCGAAUGUUCGUUCUUCUGUUAGAUCUUGACCACUUCGGAAGUGGGCCGGUGUGAUUCUGUCUAUCCUAAAUUCUAAAAAAAAGUGUACAAUGCACCCAAUAUUCGGCCGAUACAUCAAAGCCCAUGGAUUCGCUAUUGCCAUCGCUGCUCUCACCUUCGGGUGCAUCUUCGCAUCGGACAUCAUGCUGGCGAAGAAUGGUCUGAAGCAAGCACGCCCGCUGGAUGACAUCGCAGCUGAUCGAACCACCGAUGCCGCCGCCACCGCCACCACCGUCACCACUCGCGAGACUUACUUUCGAGUGCGUCCCUUAGGACAGCUGAUCUUCUCGCUGGUGUGGGUACUGGCUGGGACGAUAUUCCUCAUCGGGUUGCUGUUCGAGAAGAAGGAAACGAUUUUUCCGUUCGCGACCAUUUUCUCCAUCGAUUGGAGUGUUAUUCUGAUUCAGUACCUGACCAGGCUGGAGCGAAAAAGCUUCCAACAGCUGAUCCUGUCACCGGAUGCCGUCGUGUUGGUUGUAAUCCCCUUGUAUGUUGGGUUCACCUUGGCAGUGUUGUACAAACUGUUCGACAGCCGACAGUCAGAAAUGGAAAACUUGGCCUUUGACGACUUGGAGAACGGUCAGAAACCGGUUAAAUUUUCGCUGGGAGAAGAAUACGACGACUCGUGGAUUAGCUAACUCGACGUGGUGUUGCUUCACAAUCGCACUUAAAAAGACCAUAGCAACCAGUAUUAAAACUUCAAUCAUUUUGUAAAUACGGCCGAAAA